AUGUCUCCCCAGCUCUCCUCUCCAUCAUAUUCGACAUACAUCACGAAGUGCUCGAAAGUUGCAUCCAUCACGUUCUCGAAGUUCCAGCUACUUGAAAUGCUGGACACGUUACCCGAUGAGGUCGCUCUAGUGUGGUCAGCGAAGUUCAGCACCAUGAAGGUUAUAUUUCUCAUCAACAAGUACUCGCCACUUGUUGACACGCUACUGGGGAUUUGUCUCGAUCUGGUCGCCACAGACCCAAAGUGGUGCAAUAUCGAAUUCCAGGUUCUCGCAUACUGCUACAUUGUCGGGGUAGUGAUAUCGGAAUGCAUCUUGAUCGCAAGAACAAUGGCAUUGUGGGAGUUCAACAGACUAGUCGGUGUGCUUCUGCUCGGAGCAGGCACGGAGUUGUUGCUUUUCGCAUUAUACUCGGCUCAGCAGACGAUCACACAUGUCACAUACCCCUCGCCUGAAGUCUCUAGACUGUAUGGAUGUGCCCCUGGAGGUCAAGAUCGGGACGUAUGGCCAGCGUACAUGUGUAUGCUGCUUGCGGAGACAGGUAUUAUCGUGCUCACCCUGAAAAAGCGUUGGCUGGACCCUGUUGUCGAUACCCCCAAGUCUGGAGAGCUAUUUCGGACUAUGUAUCGAGACGGGACUUUCUUUUACCUGAUCGUCUUUUUUGUCUCCUUGCUCAAUCUCGUCGUCAUGAUUUCCACCUCGGAUGGACUUGUCUCGUCGCUGCAAAUGCCCCUGAGGGCUGCGAUGCUGUCGUCAAAGCGCCAGCUGGACGACUUCUCCAGGAAUACGGCGCUGGCGUUCGAGAAUAUCGACCUCCCGACCCUUCAGGAGUCGACCUCGAUCAGUGCACGCACGACCUGCAGGAGACUGGAUAUUACGCACGCUUCCUACUUUUAUGCCAACAAGUGCACGAGAGUCGCUUCGAUCACAUUCUGGUUGCUUGAAGUACUCGAUACCCUUCCUGAUGAGGUCGCGCUGGUGUGGUCUGCGAAGUUCAGUAUCAUGAAAGUGAUUUACUUCGUCAACAAGUAUGCGCUGGUCAUAGACACCACACUCGGGAUUACCGUCAACUUCGCCAUUACAGACACGGUGGCGUGUCACGCCCAAUUUCAAGCACUCUUCUAUUGUUAUAAUGUCGGAAUACUGUUCUCAGAGAUGAUUCUCAUGGCGAGGACCAUGGCCCUUUGGGAGUUCAACAAGCUCGUUGUGUAUUUUCUCGUCGGUGCAUCAGUAGAACUGGUCGGGUUUUCGAUAUAUGCGUCGCAGCAACUCGUCAACCAUGUCAUAUGGUUUAUUGGCCUUACUCUGAUGAAGCGUUGGCUUCAACCAGUCGAUGACCACCCGAAAGCCGGAGCACUGUUUCGAACCAUCUAUCGAGACGGAACUUUCUUCUACAUCAUCAUCUUCUUCGCGUCGAUGCUGAACCUCCUAGUGAUAAUAUUGGCACCGGGCCAGCUCGUAUUCACCAUCCAGAUGCCGCUCCGCGUUAUACACAGUGCGCUCUGCUCAAGGGUCCUCCUCAACCUGCGCAAAGCGGCGGCGCUGUCCUCGAGAGCCAGCCUGCACGACUUCUCCCGCAUCACGGCCAUCGCGCUCGAGAACGUGGACCUGCCGACUCUCCAGGAGAUCGGGCUCGACCAGUGUUCGCACGAGCUGCAGGAGACGGGGUACUACGCAUGA
Epithele typhae is the source of this 1677-nucleotide messenger RNA. RefSeq lists its product as uncharacterized. Lineage: Eukaryota; Fungi; Basidiomycota; Agaricomycetes; Polyporales; Epitheliaceae. Bases 1 to 1677 code for a protein of 558 amino acids. The transcript is spliced from 33 exons. The record is from RefSeq and is a predicted model, not a curated record.